Molecule: messenger RNA, 339 nt
Organism: Carica papaya (papaya)
Lineage: Eukaryota; Viridiplantae; Streptophyta; Magnoliopsida; Brassicales; Caricaceae
Source: RefSeq, a predicted model, not a curated record
AUGAAGAACAUUAUGAGAUUUGGGAAGAAAGAGAAAUUGAGCCCUCACUUCAUUGGACCAUUUAAAAUACUGGAAAGAGUUGAGACUAUUACUUACCAACUGGCAUUGCCACCGAAUAUAGCUAAUAUCCAUGAUGUGUUUCAUGUAUCCAUGCUACAGAAGUAUCACCCUGACCCAUCUCAUGUACUUCAGUAUGAAGAUAUUCCUAUCGAGAAAGACAUGUCUUAUCAAAAAAUACCCAUAGGCAUAUUAGAUAGACAAGAGCGAGUAUUAAGGAACAAGACUAUUCCAAUGGUCAAAGUACUCUGGCAACAUAAUUCACCAGUAGAAGCUACUUGA